UCAUGUUAUAAUAAUGAAUUUUUCUAUUGAAGAUUUAAAUAAAUCAAUAUGUCGUUUGUGCUUGAGGUUUGAAAACUCUAAAAAAAUGGUAUCAUUAAUUGAUAAUACAAAUGAAGAUGGACUAAGUUAUUAUGGUAAAGGAGUUUCUCAGUUAUCGAAUGUUGUGAUAAAUAAAUUAGAUCCGCUACCGAACAAUAUGUGCCAAAACUGUUUGCAUCUUCUAAAACAAGCUGUGUACUUUAAACUGCAAUGCGAACACACUGAUAAAUGUUUCAAAAACAUCGCUCGUCACCACUCCGAAAAUGCAGAUAUUAUGCGAGCUGUAGUUGAUUUUGCGAAGCAGAACUUUUAUUCCAACUACAAAUAUUCAUUUUCGGCUACUUUAGAGAAAAGAGAUACUUGUAAACGUAGCAAAAAAGAUUGUGACAAAAAUAAUGAAGACAAUUUACAGUAUGACACCAAUGGUUCCAUGGAUAAUAUUUCUGUAACAAAUUCACAUUCAGAAAAUGUUGGUCAAGAUUCAAUCAAGGAAACAAAAUCAGAUUAUGCGCCAAUUGAAAAUAAUGCAAAUUAUAUUAUAGUAAAACCGCUUCAAAAAACACCAAUCUCAAAAGAAAAUGAAAUAAAAAUGUUAGAUGUUUUAGAAAAAGUAUUUGUACCAAAAGAGUGUAACAUACCAAUAAAAAAGCUAACAAAAAUGCCUAACAAAUUAAAAAAACCUGUAGUGACUGGUUUAAGAAGGAAAACAAACACUCAGUGUGACAAUAUUAUUAAGGACCUGGAAAUGCUUUACGGAUCACCAUCAAAGGAUGAGGGAGGGACCGUAGAGCCUUACAGCAAAGAUUUUAUAAGCGCAAGACGCAGAAGAAUGAAAUUUAGUCGAAAUGGGCACAAUGACACCCAGAAUGAACAAAAACAAGAUUUUAAAUGUAAUGUUUGUGGAAAGGUUUUGGCAAAUCCACACACAUAUAAACAUCAUAUGGAACGACAUACUGGUUGCAGAUACAUUUGCGAGCACUGUGGAAAAGGCUUUCCUGUAUUGAAGGAGCUCCACAUUCACCAGGUAUGUCGACACGGAACGGGCCCUGGCCUUCCAUGCUCUCAGUGCCCCUUCAAGGCCUCAAGAACAAUAGAAUUAAUAGAACAUGAACGCAUCCAUACCGGAGAACGACCAUUUGCAUGUGAAAAAUGUGGCCUCACCUUCCGCAGACGCGCAAUAUGGAGGAAGCAUCUGGUUAUUCACUCGGAAAAGACAGUGCAAUGUCCACAAUGUAACAAAAAGUUCUUCCAACGUGGUGAAAUGCUGUCGCAUGCUAAUAGCGUCCACGAGAGAGUGUAUAUGUAUAUGUGUACUAAGUGUGAUGCUACAUAUGCCAAAAGUUCAACGGUGAGACGGCAUAUGAUAGAACGGCAUGGUAUACCUCGGGAGGCACAAGGAAAAAUUAUCAGAAUUAAUAAAAAGUCCGGCAACGUAAGGAGUAAUAUUAAUGCUUAGAUAUUUUUAAGUAUUACCUAUUAAUGUUGGAGUUAUAUAAGCUAUAAAACUAUUAAACUAUGAAAUAUGAGUG
Molecule: messenger RNA, 1568 nt
Organism: Aricia agestis (brown argus)
Lineage: Eukaryota; Metazoa; Arthropoda; Insecta; Lepidoptera; Lycaenidae
Product: zinc finger protein interacting with ribonucleoprotein K-like
Exons: 2
Coding region: 14-1495 (493 amino acids)
Cellular component (GO): nucleus
Molecular function (GO): zinc ion binding
Source: RefSeq, a predicted model, not a curated record